Molecule: messenger RNA, 1415 nt
Organism: Nannochloropsis gaditana CCMP526
Exons: 2
Coding region: 17-1054 (345 amino acids)
Source: RefSeq, a predicted model, not a curated record
AGGCAGUGAGGGAGUGAUGUACGCGCACCAAUUCCGGAUUGCGUCCCGCGUUGGCCUAGGGCUGGGGGUAGCAGCUCUGGUGAGGAGCAACAGCAACAGCAACAGCACCACAAUCUCCAAGCCCACGCGCUGUGAGACCGCGCAGCACCAGCAGCAGCUCCGACGACCAUCAAGUCAACAACAAACAUAUUUUGACCACGCAUUAGACGACCGCGAAAAGGACACGGCGGGCUUUGUGGGAGUUUUUCUGGACGCGGCCUCAGUGAAGCGCGUGCAAAAUGCCGUGGGGGGCUCCCUGGGCCGAAACGCUCAUGCCUUGGUCCAGUUACAUCCUGAACCUGGGGUAAAGCGGUCAUUUGCCCCCUUAUUUGGCAGCAAGGCCGAGGUAGUGGUAAGAGGCGUGGCUGAAGACGUGUCCACACGCCAAAAGGUUAUUAUCGUCGAUGUUAACGUGGGUGGAGGUCGCCUGUACCCCUCCAGAAACGGCCACGGGAGCAUUCCCACAAUAGCCAUGGCCUCGGAGAGCUGGGACGAUGACGUGGCGGAUCUAUUGGGCGUGGAUCUGGCGCGUCGACUCCUAGAGAACGGAAUAUUGCACGCAAAGGGAUCCUGGGACGGCGUGCUCCCAGGUCAACUUUUGGACGGGAUCAAAUAUCCGCCUACGCGAGCCGUCUUCCAGGAGCUCGACGCACCCGUCGCUUGUGAAGGCACGAUCUGCGCGUCCACAGACUACGAUAAGCAGUCGGAUAAGUGCAUAAUUCGAGCCGAUACAGCAUCGGGAAUGGCGGAAAAAAGCCAGGACGAGGCGGAGGAGGUAGAAGGCGAAUGCCCCCUGUGCACGUACAUGAUGAACAGUCCCUGCAAGGAUGUCUUUGUGGUGUUCAAGUCCUGCAUCGAUAAAGCUGGCAGCACUGACGAGCGAGAGGAUCUGACACGCUGUGAAGCAUCGGCGGCCUUUGUCCAUGAGUGUAUCCAAAAUUUUGGACUUUUCCGAGAGCAUCUGCAGGAAGAGGCUGAGGAGGCAGCUGAGAUAUCAGAUGAGGGGAAGGCGUGAGCCAUUGAGAAGGACACGGCGGCACACAUUGGUGGGAGAGAGAGAAUUUCUAGCAAGUAACAAAGAGUCAUAGAAAUUCAAAACUCUCGCCACGGACUUUAGAGGGUUCGGUUUGUGAUGAGACAUUUUUACAGGUACAGGAUUUGUGGGGUAGUGCUUAAUGCACGGAAUAAGUCCUCACUGCCGAGCUGCGUAAGACGUGGCGAAAAAAGAUGGGACCCUUGAAGAGGGCGUGUAGAUAGCAUGUGAGAUUGACUAUUGUAGGGUUUCGGUGUAAAUGUGUGGUGUGUGGUAGAGAGGUAGGCAAAGAACGGAAACGGGUUUGGACAGGAUGUCCGAGCCCGCCACGUACUGACGAACA